Fraxinus pennsylvanica is the source of this 678-nucleotide messenger RNA. The record is from the annotation of a GenBank genome assembly. Lineage: Eukaryota; Viridiplantae; Streptophyta; Magnoliopsida; Lamiales; Oleaceae.
AUGAAGCCUGAUCACUGCCAUGGAACGGAAGAAAAGAACGAGACGGUUGAAAUCACUCUCAGAACCAUCGGUCCUUCACCUCCUUCUCGCCUCAUGGUCCCCUCUCCCAUUGAAGUGCAUGAUUUGAGAAAAUUGAUUGCUGGGGCUAGUCACUUACCCAUUGAUGACAUGAGGCUUAUUUUUCGAGGGAAUGUGUUGCUUGACAAUAGAAAUGGUGAUGCCACAAUGAUCCAACUUCAUGAUGGAGAAAGCUUAAUUGUUGCCCACAAACCGAAGCCACCUGCUAAGCAUAUUCAGGAUGAUGAUGAUGAAGAUGACAGUGAAGACCUGAAAUUUCAGCUUCCACAGACAACUGGUAGGUGGAAGAGGAGGCUUUUCUUCUUCUUACGUGAUAAGAUCAAACUUCCUGAUAUGCUUUUGAUGGCAAUUUUCUCUCUAAGUCUAAAGAUAUGGGCUGUUAUCAUUAUAUGGUUUAUUCUGGCACCUGUUGCCCAGAGAUUGGAAGUUGGACCUUUAUAUAUACUUGGAACGGGGUUUGCUAUAAUUUUCUAUAAUCUUGGCCAUCGGCAGCCUGGCGAUGUAAGUGCAUAUUCUGUCUUCAAUGAAGAUUUUAGAGAAAUUCCUGGAACUCUCAAUGCAGAUCGGCUUGACAGAGACAUUCGAGCUGGCCAGUUUUGA